AUGGCUGAUAAAUUACUGUCAAUUGAAAACGAAAAUUUAGAAGAUCUAACUGUCGUAUGGCUUGAUAAAAAUGCACAAGAUCUUAAUACAAAAACACGUCUACGUUGUAUAAUUAAUUUUCUUAAGAUUUUCAAUAAUAUUAGUUCCUGUCUUGAUUAUAUUCGUGCAAGACCUAAUGAAAAUAUAUUUCUUAUUGUAUCCGGUCAAUUAAGUUCUUUAUUGUUUCCAUUUAUUGAAAAUUUAUCUCAAAUUUUACAUGUAUAUAUUUUUUGUCAAAAUUCAGAAAAAUAUUUAUUAUUAAAAUCAAGUGGAGUAUUUACUAAUCAAGAAUUAUUAUAUGAUCAACUUUCUAAAGAUGCUAAUCAGUUUUAUGCAACUCAUUCAAUAACAAUUUCAUAUCCAACAGAAAAAAGUUUACGUGAUUUAGCCAAAGAAACAGGCACGUUUUUUUGGUUUCAGUUAUUUAUUACAGCACUUCUUGAUAUGCCAUCAUCUGAUAAAGGCAAAGAAGAUCUUCUUGAACUAGCUCGAACAUUCUAUGCUGAUAACGAUCUUGAACUACGACGAAUCAAACAUUUUGAACAAACAUAUAAAGAAUCACAAGCGUUAAUAUGGUAUACAAAUGAUUCAUUUUUGUAUCGAUUAUUGAAUAAAGCAAUUCGAACAGAAAAUAUUGAUCUUCUUUUUGCAUGUCGAUUUUUCAUCACUGAUUUAUAUCGUGAACUUCAUUCAUUACAUAGACCAUACAUAGAACUAAUUCGUUCCUGUGAGAUAGAUGAACAUACAGUGUAUGAUGGUCAAUUGAUGAUUUCAGACGAUUUUACCAAAUUAAAAGCAAAUAUUGGAAAAUUAAUAUCAAUUAAUUCAUUUCUAUCAACUAGUAUCGAUCCUCAAGUUGCUUUAGUCUAUGCAGGAAAUAAAGGAACAUAUCCUAUAAUGGAAUCUGUACUUUUUCAAAUCACGAUUAACGUUAACGAGUCAUCAGAUUUAACUCAAUACCCGUUUGCUGAUAUCUCAGCAUAUAGUUCGUUCAAGGACGAACAGGAAGUUCUCUUUUCACUGACAGCAAUAUUUCGUGUCGAAGAUAUCAGUAAACGAUCAGAUAAUGUAUGGCUGGUAAAAAUGGUAUUUCUUGAGAAUACACCGGAGAUAGAAGAAAUGCGUAAGUUAAGUAGUCAUUUGAAAUCUCAUCAAGGUCAAACGAACAUGGUUGAUCUGGCUGAUCUUCUUUACUUAAUGGGUAAUCACAGUCGUGCAAUAUCUUUUUGUCAAAAAUUCCUCAGUGAAAAUCAUGACAACUGGUCCCUUGCUAUUAGUUGUUACUGCAUAAUGGGUCAAGCAUAUGCAAGUCAGCCUGAACUAGCAUUGCAAACGUUCGAAAAAGCAUUGGAACUUCAGCUACAAUACAAUUCAACUGAUUACUAUAGCUGUGCGACAAUGUAUAAUAAUAUGGGCUUCGCUCAUAAUCGACUUCAAUCCGACAAACAAGUAACAAUCAGUUAUUAUGAAAGAGCUUUGGAAAUAUGUACAUCUAUUUCUGAUAAAGAGGAAGCUGAUUGGUGUUUGAUGGCUACUAUUUUAAAUAAUCUGGUGACUUCACAUUCAGAUGAAGAUAUUGAUUUAGCUUUGAAAAGAGAACACCUUGUUCUUGAUAUUCGAUUGAAGUAUUUACCAUUAUCACAUCCAUUGGUGGCAACGACACAUUCAACACUUGCUCAAAUCUAUUCUACAAAAGGUGAAUAUAAAGAAGCAUCGAUUCAUUAUGAUGAAGCACUCUAUAUCAUGCUCAAGUACUUGCCUAAUAACCAUCCUUCCAUUAGCUCUAUACAUCAUAGUGUAGGUCUGCAUUAUUUGUUUAAAGGUGAUUAUGAGAUGAAUACGGGACAUGAAGCGGCGUCAAAAAUAAGUUAUGAAAAAUCACUUAAAUUAAGUUGUGAUGCACUCGAUUAUCUGUCAUCUGGUGACUCAUCUACAUCAAUCGAUUAUGAUCUAUUCUGCUAUUGCACUAAUACUUGUGGUGUUGUCUACAUGCGACUUGCUCGUUUGGAUGAUGCAAUCAAAUGUUUCGAUAAAUUAAUCACCACCAUCAAUGAACACUUAUCAGCUAAUCAUCAACUACAUAUUGCAUUUCUCAGAAAUAGAGGUAAAAUUUUUACUUUACAUGGCGAGAAAAACAAAAGUAUGGAAUUCUACGAACGUGCAAUCAGAUUUUGCGAUCAGACAGGUUUAGAAAAUUCUUUUGAAAAAGCGCAAGUUUACUUGAAUAUUGCAGAAUGGUACGAACUUUUUGAACAAAAAGAUUUAGCAGUUCAGUACUAUGAAUAUUCGAUGCAACUUGGAACUGAAUAUAUGGGUACAGGUCACCCACUUAUAUUAUGGUGUGAGAAAGGCUUAGAACGGUUGAAAUCGAUCGUAACAAUACCAGCCGAAGAAGCUUCCUGGCUUUGA
This is a messenger RNA of Adineta steineri, 2448 nucleotides long. NCBI's taxonomy places the organism in Eukaryota, Metazoa, Rotifera, Eurotatoria, Adinetida, Adinetidae. The record is from the annotation of a GenBank genome assembly.